UUAUAACCAAAGCUACUACCAAAAGCAAUGACUAGGUUAGUGACCUUGGGAGCAAAUUCCUUUUCUUCCGCACCCUCGCUUCCCUUAAUCUCCAACACCUCCUCCCAUUUUCAACUCCCUUCUUCCUUCUCCUUCUCCUUCUCCUCCAAGCUCACUGCUUCAGGGAAGCGUGAUUUGGUUCUACGUGGUUGCAAGACGGAGACGAAGCUACGAGAUUCCAUGGAAUCGGAGAAGGAAUUGCCGGAAUUCAAUAGAGAGCUGUAUCCGAGCAUAGAGCCUUACAGCUCCGGCUUUCUCAAGGUUUCGGAUAUUCACUCAAUUUAUUGGGAGCAGUCCGGAAAUCCCAACGGCCAUCCUGUUAUAUUUCUUCAUGGGGGUCCAGGAGGUGGAACUUCCCCAAAUAAUCGAAGAUUCUUUGAUCCUGAGUUUUACAGAAUCAUCCUAUUUGAUCAGCGAGGUUCAGGGAAAAGUACUCCACAUGCUUGCUUGGAAGAAAACACCACAUGGGACCUCAUUACUGACAUUGAAAAGCUCAGAGAACACCUGGAAAUUCCAGAAUGGCAGGUUUUUGGUGGGUCUUGGGGGAGUACCCUUGCCCUUGCAUAUAGCCAAUCACACCCUGAGAAGGUUACUGGCAUGGUCCUGAGAGGGAUUUUUCUCUUAAGAAAGAAAGAGAUUGAUUGGUUUUAUGAGGGUGGUGCUGCUGCCAUAUACCCUGAUGCUUGGGAGCAGUUUCGUGAUCUGAUUCCGGAAAAUGAGCGGGGAAGUUUUCUUGAUGCUUAUAGGAAGAGAUUAAAUUCCGAUGAUAAGGAAAUACAAUUUGCAGCUGCUAGAGCAUGGACAAUGUGGGAAAUGAUGACUGCACAUCUCCUUCCAAAUGACGAGAACAUCAAGAGGGGGGAAGACGAUAUUUUUGCAUUGGCAUUUGCCAGGAUUGAAAAUCAUUACUUUGUGAACAGAGGAUUCUUUCCUUCAGAUGCAUACCUGUUAGAUAACGUCGAAAAGAUAAGGCAUAUAAAAACUACAAUCGUACAGGGACGAUAUGAUGUUUGCUGUCCCAUGAUGUCGGCGUGGGAUCUCCAUAAAGCAUGGCCAGAAGCUGAUCUCAAGGUAAUUCAAGAUGCAGGACAUUCUGCUAAUGAACCAGGAAUAGCUGCAGAGCUCGUGGCGGCAAAUGAGAAGCUGAAACACAUAAAAAUUGGAGCAUAGGAAGACAGACUAGAAUGGAUAUCAGAGAAUAAAGUGACUAUCUUCUCUUGUGGUACUGUCAGAUAAUGUGAAAGCAUGUUUCACUAUGAGUCCUGAUUUCAAGAAGAAAUCAAGUUGCGAAAAGUUAUAGCACAAGUUCAAUGCAUGUAGAUUGUUUCUAGUUUAUGGUGUGCAGUCCAUGAGGGUUCGGCCACCCAAUACAGCCCCAAACCCUUGUCUCUGCAGUUUUAAUGCAAUUUGGUUUGAUUGUUA
This is a messenger RNA of Rosa rugosa (rugosa rose), 1461 nucleotides long. RefSeq names its product proline iminopeptidase. Gene Ontology annotation, biological process: proteolysis. The transcript has 11 exons. The record is from RefSeq and is a predicted model, not a curated record. Gene Ontology annotation, molecular function: aminopeptidase activity. The coding region runs from base 28 to 1209 and encodes 393 amino acids. Lineage: Eukaryota; Viridiplantae; Streptophyta; Magnoliopsida; Rosales; Rosaceae. Gene Ontology annotation, cellular component: cytoplasm.